Molecule: messenger RNA, 1338 nt
Organism: Monosiga brevicollis MX1
Lineage: Eukaryota; Choanoflagellata; Craspedida; Salpingoecidae
Exons: 9
Biological process (GO): xenobiotic detoxification by transmembrane export across the plasma membrane
Cellular component (GO): membrane
Molecular function (GO): antiporter activity; xenobiotic transmembrane transporter activity
Source: RefSeq, a predicted model, not a curated record
UUCCUUUCGCAGUUGCGGUCGACAUUCGAGCUCUCCUGGCCCGUUGUUCUUACCUUGCUGCUGCAACUUUUGUUGCAGUUGGUGAGCACUAUUUUUGUUGGCCAAUUCAACGAAACGGCUGCCCUUGACGCCGCCGGUCUCGGUGCCAGCAUUCUCAAUAUCUUUGGCCUUUCCAUCAGUCAAGGUCUUGCUUCUGCCGUGGACACCCUCGCUCCUCAAGCGCUCGGAGGCGGGCAGAAUCAAUUGGUCGGCCUCAUCAUGAUCCGAGCCCUUAUCAUCGUGGGACUUGUCUGCUUUCCAGCCUGGACCAUCUUUCUCAAUGGCGAAAACGUUCUUUUGGCACUGCACCAAGAUCCAAAGGUGGCGCAGCUUACUGCUCAGUAUUUGCGAGCCGGUAUUUUCUUCAUGCCAGCUGCUAUCCUCAAUGUGCUCAUCCAGAAAUAUCUUCAGACGUUGGAGAUUGUCAAACCGCUUUUUGUCAUUGGAAUUGUGCUCAACAUCCUCAACCUACCAAUUUGCUGGACCCUGAUUGGCGGGCUCCGAUUAGGGGCCUUUGGUGCCGCUCUUGCUCAGGCAAUCACAGCUUGGAUAGGUGUGUUCAUCUCGCUUGCCUACAUCAACAAGACACGACUUUAUAAAGGCACCUGGACAGGCUGGACGGCGGGUGCUUUCUUGGACUGGUCUCCUUUUCUGAAGCUUGCCAUUCCAGGCAUGCUGAUGAUGUGCAUCGAAUGGUGGUCUUUCGAGAUCAUUCAAGUCAUCGCUGGAACGAUGGGGGAAGUGUUUCUGGCCACACAACUGAUCACAUUGCAGCUGGCCGGAUUCCUCUUUGUGGUUCCUUUGGGCAUUGGCGUGGCGGCCAGCGUUCAGGUCGGCAAUGCUCUUGGUGGCAACAAGCCGCAAGCAGCCAAACGAGCAGCUUGGUCCUGUGCAGGGUUUAUCCUGCUGACAUCCUCUAUGCUGUCAAUCACCCUCUUUCUGACUCGGCAAUUGAUACCGAGGGCGUUCACGUCGGAUGCGGAAGUCAUUGAUGCCGUGGCCGGUGUGAUUGAGAUUCUGGUCGCGUUCAUUUUUGCUGAUCACACGCAAGGCACACUGUCAGGCAUUUUGCGUGGCUGUGGCCUUCAAUACUUUGGUGCCAUCGUGAACGCAGUCGGAUACUACUGCAUUAGUUUUCCUUCGAUCUAUCUGUUUGUUUAUCGAGGGCACAUGGGUGUGCGUGGCUUAUGGAUGGCCAUGUUUCUUGGAGUUGCCUUUCAAACUAUUGCCAUGCUAGUGCGCGUGUCGACCUUGAACUGGGAAGAACAGGCGCAGAUGGCGCAAGAACGCGCAAAGAUC